CAGGGAAGAGGCCUGACGGGCUGCGCGGGAACCUGCGACUUGGAACUGGAACUGGAACCAACCUGCCCGUGAGCUGAGGUGACGGGGGGGCCGUCACCCGUGAAGACGAACCACCGCCACGAACCACUUGCACUUGAACUGGCACUUGCACCUGCGACCUGCGUCUGUCAUCUGCCAUCUACACAUCAAAAUCCCCGCCCUUCCGACACAUUCAACUCCCCGCCGAGACAACCGAAGAAAACCAACUUCGACGUCCCCUACUUUCAACCACCGAUUCAUGGUCUCGUAGCUAUCGUCCUCCGUCUUCCACGAUGUCCGGCCGCAAGCUGGGAGGCGGCCGCAUCUUGGGCAGCGGCAAGGGCCUCGCCCCUCCCACGCCUCCCGCCAUCAACGGCCACCAACGCACACCUAGUCCCUUUGCUCCCUCAGAAAGCACCCUGUCCCUCAACUCUUCCUCGGCGUCGCCUCCAGUAUCGAGCCCUUUACCCGGCUUUGCUCAGGAUCUUGGAUCCAACAUUAGUGUUGGCGGUCCAUCGAGAUCCGCGACUUCGAGUUCGAAGCUAGUCUGCCCAAUAUGUGAGGAGGAAAUGUUGACGCUGCUUCAACUCAACAGACACAUCGACGAUAACCACCAAGAACUUCCCGAAGUCGAACAAGAUGAGGUCCGCACCUGGUUCGACAAGCAGGUGCUCAAGGCCAAACGAUUCCAGCCACUAUCUAUAAUCAACCAAAAACUGCGAGGCCUCGACGUCUUCGAAUCCAACGAGUCCCUGCCCAUCGCCCCGCCCACGACCGCGAAGCUCAUCGAGGGGCCGAUAGACCCAGACGAGCUCAUUACUCGAUCGCAUUGGCAACGCCAAACGAGCAACGACCGAUGCACCGACCCAACCUGCGGGAAAGGCCUCGGGGCUGUCAAUGGAAGCAUCAACUGUAGGAAUUGCGGCAGGCUGUUCUGUGAGGAGCAUACAAUGUACCAGAUGAAGCUGUCGAGGUCUGCCCAGCACGACCCCGUGCGGGGAUACUGGGUCCGAGUCUGCGAGACGUGUUACAAGUCGAGAGAUGGCUACAACGACCACAACGGUGUCCUGAUCGACCACACUUCGACAUUUGCGGAGAUGCGACGAAAGAGGGUGGAGAGGCAGAACCUCGAAGUGGCUAGGCUGGAAAAGCGUUUGACGAAGCUGACGCAAUUGCUUGCGAAUGCGCCCGAAGAGGUCACGACAAACGGAGGAAGCCUUUUGUCGCCUGUCGCCGCCUUGGCAGGUCAGAAGAACCAGAGGAAACUGAUUGAGCAGUCGGUGGUUACGUGGGAGGACGACGCCUCCGUCACGCAAUGCCCAUAUUGCCAGCAAGAGUUUGGAUCUUGGACGUUUAGACGACAUCACUGCCGGAUAUGUGGCAGGGUGGUCUGCGCCGAUCCACUUACAGGCUGCUCGAGUGAAGUGGGCUUGAGCAUAGCCAGUCGUGAGUCUCAAUCCGCGGGAUCAUCACGAAUAUCGUGCCUAACAGUCUCAGCAACGAGCCCUGCGACGGAGAAGCCCCCGACGGCGGCACAGCCCGGCCAACUCAGCAUCGAUGUUCGCAUGUGCCGCGAGUGCAACCACACAAUCUUUGCAAAACGCGACUUUGCGUCCACCAUCUCCCACAAGCCAGCCGACCAGCGAGCGUACGAGACAUUGCGCCAGUUCGAGCGUGGUAUUCGCCAGCUUAUGCCCAUCUUCCAACGAACACUACUCGCGCUCCAGCCAGAGGGGGACGAUGGGGCUGAAUCAUCAAAACCACCUCCCACACAUGCUCAGAUUCAAGAGGCUUCGAAAAUCCGGAAACGUCUAACCGAUGCCUUUACCAAAUACGACACGGCCGCCCGUCGCCUCCGUGAUAUGAAGACAACCUCGAAGACGCAGCUUCGCUUACAGCAAGCCGUCUAUGCCGCAGCCUCCACAUUCUUGCAUACUCAUAUGUUGACUCUGAAGUCGGUGCCACAAAUCCUACGUUCUCGGUCAUCACAGGCAUCUCGCCUCCGCGCCCUACAGUCUGGUAGUGUGAAUGGUUCCUCAUCGUCCCUACACUUAUCACCACUCCGCAACCAGGAGCUCGCCGAAUCCGAAACAGCAAGCCAGGCAAGCGAGACCAGUACCGCCGUAUCAGCACUCGAGACGGAAGAGAAGGAGGCUCGCGAGCGUUUGGUUGUCCUGGAGGAGCAACGCUUCAUGGUGCAGCAAAUGGUGGACUCUGCACGGGAUGCACGGCGGUUUGAGGAGGUCAGCGCGCUUACACGUAACGUGGAAGAGUUGGACAGGGAAAUCGAAAGGGCGAAGAAGUUGGUGGGCGGCGUUGAGGAACGGUGGGAGGGCCUUUAUGCUUCUGGCCUGGCGCGGUGA
This is a messenger RNA of Colletotrichum phormii, 2381 nucleotides long. RefSeq names its product FYVE zinc finger protein. The record is from RefSeq and is a predicted model, not a curated record. The transcript is spliced from 3 exons. Gene Ontology annotation, molecular function: metal ion binding. Bases 312 to 2381 code for a protein of 689 amino acids. NCBI's taxonomy places the organism in Eukaryota, Fungi, Ascomycota, Sordariomycetes, Glomerellales, Glomerellaceae.